UGUAUGCUUGUGAAAACCAGGUUAUUCUAGGACUGCAGUCUUAGCAUUUAUCUUCAUGUGGUGUUGUACAUUGUAUCUAGAUGUUCCCCAUUAUUGGACAGUAUGGAGAUAUGUUGGUGAGAAACCUGAAGAAGGAAGCAGAGAAAGGCAAGCCCAUCACCUUAAAAGACAUCUUUGGGGCCUAUAGCAUGGAUGUGAUUACCAGCACAUCAUUUGGAGUGAACAUUGAUUCCCUCAACAACCCACAAGAUCCCUUUGUGAAAAAUAUCAAGAAGCUGUUAAAUUUUAAUAUAUUUAAUCCACUCAUUCUCUCAAUAGUACUCUUUCCAUUCCUUAUCCCAGUUUUUGAAGCAUUAAAUAUCUUUGUGUUUCCAAAACCUCUUACUGAUUUUUUCACAAAAUCCAUAAAAAAGAUAAAAGAAAGUCGCCUCAAUGAUAAACGAAAGGUAAAAUCUGGUGGUGGUUACAUGGGUGUGUUCAGUUUUUGAUAAUUUAUUGAGCUGUAUACAUAUAAUUUAUGCACUUAUCUGUUUUCUUAAUGUAGGUAGAGAACUCUAGGGUUUAGAGCAAGAGAGUUAUAAGAUUUUGUAGGGAAUGAAGAAGAUGGAGGUUUGGAAAGAAAAUAAAAAAUGAGUCAGAGAGACAAUGUUUAAAACAAAAUAAUAGGCAAAAUGAUUAUUAUGUCAUUGCAUGAAUAUAGUUGAGAUAAAAUGUGUACCACUUCACUUCAAUAAAUUGUCAAAGUUUAAAAAUUACUGUUUAAAAUUAUUUUCCUUACAUUAUAAUUUGUCCAGAUUACAUUGGCAAAGAUCACUUUAAUUCCAAGACUCCUAUUUUAAAUGUUCUGCAAUGGAAUGUCCUAUGACACACCUGGUGGAGUAUAGUUUAUGUUAAUUUGAAGCCCAGUCAGAGACUGGAGAACACAGGAGUCUUCUCUGGGCAUUGAGGCUGCAAGCUAGCUAAUCCAGAUUUGCCUUCCUGAGGCCUGGAGGCCAGCACAAGAAUGUCUGCAGGUUAGGGGGACAAGGCAGAAUGUCAUUGAAGAUUAUUCAGAGUUCUGGGAGGGUGGGCUCAUGGAAAACCUGCCAAUGAACUCUGCAAAUGUCAGGGGAUUCAGAUGUAUGUCCACUGGCUAAGAAUUAAGGCAUGAAAAUAAAAAGGACUGAAGUCUGGGACUACUUCCUGAGCAAACAGGCAUGAUAAGGGAGGGAGCAGGCAAGUCUUGAGCCAAAAAGCUGUGUUUAAAACCAGAGAAGCUGAAGAUCAUAGACAGGGAAGACCAAAAAGCAGUUGGACAUGAUGGCUGGAUUUCCCUCAGGAAAACAUCCUGCUCUCUAACAUUUGUAAAUGGAUGUUUUCGCUCACUGCUGACUCAAGCAGCACUAGUUAAACUUCUGGACCUAAACAGGCCAUACUCUCAGGGAAGAG
This is a messenger RNA of Hipposideros armiger (great roundleaf bat), 1428 nucleotides long. Its product is annotated as cytochrome P450 3A24-like. The record is from RefSeq and is a predicted model, not a curated record. Gene Ontology annotation, biological process: oxidative demethylation; steroid metabolic process. The transcript has 3 exons. Gene Ontology annotation, molecular function: oxidoreductase activity, acting on paired donors, with incorporation or reduction of molecular oxygen, reduced flavin or flavoprotein as one donor, and incorporation of one atom of oxygen; iron ion binding; testosterone 6-beta-hydroxylase activity. Bases 81 to 488 code for a protein of 135 amino acids. Lineage: Eukaryota; Metazoa; Chordata; Mammalia; Chiroptera; Hipposideridae.